AUGGCCAGCAAGGACUGUGUGAAAGUGGCAGUCAGAGUCAGGCCUUUCAAUAAGAGAGAGCGGGAUGCAGGCAGUCGCUGUGUGAUCUCAAUGACUUCGAACAAUAUCAGUAUUCAGGACCCUCGCAACCCGCAGAACAGCCGCACCUUCACUUUCGACUACACUUACUGGUCCCAUAGUGGCUUCAUUAGAAACAAAGAUGGUCUGUUUGUACCUGAGGAGGCAGGUGGGCGCUAUGCAGACCAGACAAGUGUGUUUCUGGAUUUGGGGCAAGGUAUUUUGGAUAAUGCACUGCAGGGCUACAAUGCCACAUUGCUGGCAUAUGGGCAGACUGGCUCUGGGAAGAGUUACUCCAUGAUUGGUUAUGGUUCUAACAAAGGCCUCAUACCCACCCUCUGCGAGAGACUAUUUCAGUCUAUCAGGAGCACACAAGACAGCAGGCAGUGUCAGGUAUUUUUCAGCAUGCUGGAAAUCUACAAUGAACAAGUUGUAGACCUGCUCUCAAAGAUCAGCCGAUCUGCGGGUGGUCUGCGGGUGAGAGAGGACCAACAGAGGGGUUUCUACGUGGAGGGGCUAAAGCGGGUGCCCUGCGACAGUGCAGUACAGGUGGAGCAGCUGAUGGAGCAGGGAACACGCACGCGCACCACUGCAGCCACACACAUGAACGCCAACAGCAGUCGCUCGCACAUGCUCAUCAUCGUCCAGCUCAAACAGAUCUUCUCAAAGGAGUGCAUCACCAAACAGUCCAACAUUUACCUAGUGGACUUGGCUGGUAGUGAGAGACAAAGGUCAUCAGGGUCAGAGGCCGACAGGCUUAAAGAGGGCACUGCGAUCAAUCUCAGUUUAACCACACUUGGAAAUGUCAUCAGUGCUCUAGCAGACACGGCUCUUGGGAAGAAAGUAGUUCACAUCCCUUAUAGAGACUCUGUCCUCACCAAAUUACUGCAGUCUGCUCUUGGUGGUAACAGUCGAACCGUCAUGAUUGCAACCUUAAGUCCUGCAGAUAUUUGCUAUGAAGAGUCUCUUUCUACUCUUCGAUAUGCAGAGAGGGCCAAGCGGAUCCAGAAUAAAGCCGUGGUGAAUGAGAGUCCCACAGAACGACUGGUGAAGGAACUGAAGGCAGAAAAUGCAAAACUACUUAUGAGACUAAGCCGACUGGGCCAAGACGGCCGUAAAGCUGAUGAUGAGACGAAGGAGCUGCGGCGAUUGUUGACUCAUAAUGAACUGCAGAUUCGGGCCAUUCAGACAUUGUGGGAACAGCAUCUCCAAGAGGCCUUAAAAGACUGGGAGACUCAGUAUGCAACUAUAACACAGGAACGAAGGAUGAUGCAGAUGCAUCCGUACAUAAUGAACAUCAAUGAGGAUGCCCAGCUUUCUGGUGUGGUGAAGCUAUUCAUACAGGAAGGUGAAUGGGAUAUUGGUCUGGCAGACAACUCGCCCAGAGUGAUCUCUAUUAGGGGUCUAGGCAUUCAGGAGAAACAUGCUGUGUUCUCAAACCAUCAAAAGAAAGUUUUAAUUACUCCUGUGUCCGGGUCAAAGGUCAUUGUCAAUGGAGUGCCGGUAUCUAAAAGGAUAGAGCUGCAGCAUUUGGAUCGACUUGUCCUGGGCUCGAACAGCACUUACCUGUUCAUUGGCUUCCCAUCGGAGCGCUCAGGAGAGGACUGGAGUCGCUAUGACUAUGAUUACUUCCAGUCUGAGCUGGCAGAGGCCGAGGGCUUCCACAUUCACUCUCUGUUGGAUUCGAACCCAGGGCCACACCAGCCUGACCCCAGUCUACUGCCUGUGUUCUAUGACUAUAUAAAGCUGAUGCCCAUGGUGACAGAAGCUAAUCAAAUGAGUAAAGAGUUAAAGAAGGGAGUUGAAUUCAAAUUGGAAAUCAAGAAUCUGGCAAUGACAGACUCUAAGGGUCAUGACCUGGAGAAGGACAUUGCGGUGAGAGUGACGUCUAUAGAGAGCAAACAGGUGUGGAUGUGGUCCAAAGCCAAAUUUGUCAACCGUAAGUUUCUGAUGGAAGAGGCGUACCAGCAGCAGGUGGGUGGAGGAGAGGGGGCAGACCGAGCUCCUCUUCCCAGGGAAAGAGAUCCGUUCUGGGAUCCUCUGGAGCCCCUGCACCUGGGCAGUGCUCACCUGUGGCUGCAGUCGCUGGCGUUCCGCAUCCCUCUGGAGGAGCAGGUGGAAGUGGUGGGUCCCGAAGGAACGGAGGAGGCCAUACUGCAGACACAGCUUGUGCCCUGCAGCCCCAUGGGAUUGCCCCUGGGUGAAGAUGACAUCCUUAUUGACCCGUCAGAGCUGCUUGGGAAGCGGCUGGACUUUCAGCUGGUUUUGGAUCAGUGCUGUGGCCUACGCUGGGUUAAAGAGGCUCGCAACAGAGGCGUGCAGAUUGGGUUUCGGGUGUUUGACUGCCCGCAGCCCCUCUACACUCCAGCGAUAUGGCACAAUGUGAACCCGCUGAUGGACCACAGAGUCCAGUUCACUGCUUUGAGAACCUCUCAGGAACUGUUGAACUACCUGCAGAGCAAUGCCCUGGUACUGCAGCUGUGGGGUCUGCAGGAAGGAUGCUCUGAGUUAGUCUCCUGUAUGGAUGGGGUGAAGAUGACUCAAGAGGACAUCAUCAUUAUUGACAAGAUCAGUGCAUCAGAACACCAGACUGCAGAAACCAGAGGCUCUGACCUCAGCUCAUCUCUCCGAGCCCUUCAUCAAGAUAUGGAACAGCUGAGAAAUGUAAAUGCAGCACUAAGGAAAGAAAACAGCUGUCUGAGAGAGCAACUCAACUCAGCCAGAAAUGGUGUGGAGAAUAACCGCGGUCGGCAGGAACGAAGAGGCAGUCUGAGGCCCAGCUGUGAUGCUGAAUUUGCCAAAGCCUUAAAAGUGUUCUACCACAGCAUGACCUCUGUUAGGGGGCAACUUCAGCGGCUGCGCAGACACAAACCCAGUGAAGAAGCAGACCUGUUGGGUUUUAGACUGUUUGUUGAUGAGCAUACGUAUCUUCUGAAGGACUUUUCUGAACAGCUGGAACAGUGUGUAACCACUCUGAAACAAGAUGUGGCUGCCAUCGUACGUCGAAAGAGAGAAAAGUCUGGGAUUUGGUCCUGA
Molecule: messenger RNA, 3093 nt
Organism: Pimephales promelas (fathead minnow)
Lineage: Eukaryota; Metazoa; Chordata; Actinopteri; Cypriniformes; Leuciscidae
Source: RefSeq, a predicted model, not a curated record